AUGGCCAGUAAGGGCCCCCGGCCUGCCUGCGUCGAGGAUUACGACGAAGAACGCAACGCUGCUCUACCCGCCACUAGGCUGUCUGCCAAUAUUGCUGCCAAUUCAGCUGCCAAAAUAUCCUCCAGGUUGGAAAGAUUCCAGGAGCCGCUGAUCGACGGCGCCAGUGACUCAGGUUAUUCUAGUCGCACCGCCGCUACGCUUGACAGCACCCAAUCUGCUCCUUCAGGCGGAAGGAGCCCACCGAUCCCUCUUAAGCUGGACACCCCCAGACGUUCCGACCUCACCAGGAAAAGUUCGACCAGAGAACGAAAGGACAAAGAACGAUCUAGACUGCCGGAGGAGACGAUGGUUGGUGCCUAUCCGGGCGCUGCCCAUCAUGCUCAUGUGCCCCGGUCGUCGUCCAAGUCUCAUCGACGAGAACCUUCCCGCACCCACCAAUAUCACGACAACUACUACGACUACGCCACCACUCAAUACCAUUCAUCCACCCCGGUUGAUCAUCGACAAAGUGACUAUUCCUACUAUCCACCGUCACGACCCCCCGUCCCAGAAUACUCCUCGUCCCCGCACACUGCUCGAUAUCCCGGCGGCGCCAUAGAGAGCAUCCACGUCAGUCAUUCUGGUCGACCGAGUCGCUCCCACUCCUAUCACAAUUACCACUCAAACGGACGCCCCAUGAGCUUUCACGGGAUGCCACAUGGAAUGGGCUCUCCAAUGCUGCCCCCGAUGUACCAGCCGCAUGAAUAUGGCCCUCCACCCGCCAACUCGGCAUACAUGCAGCAGUAUUCCUCGUCGCCAUAUGGAGCCUCCUCCUACUACGCACCAUCAGUCUCGGAUUACCCUCCCUCGGAUUAUCCACGAGAGCGAUCCCAGUCCCGGGAACCAUCGUCACGCCGUCGGUCUUCCUCGAUCUACGGGCCCCCACCACCUCCACCGAUGGACUCCGGAGAUUAUUUCCCAUGGCAUGAGGAUGAGCCGCCUCUGGAACGUUAUUCUUCGCGGGAUACCCACGAGCGACCUCCCCCAAGGCACCAGGAAUACGAUGAGGACUAUUAUCGUAUGCCACCCCCGGGAGCCAAGCCCAGGCCCAAGCCCAGAACUGCCCCGCAGAUUCACCAGGCAACGCGGCCAGAGCGGCCAGACCCACCACGCAAAGUGCAUACAACCGCCGGUAUAAUUCACUCGCAGCGUCGUCCAUCCAGAGGGAUGGACCGAGGCAUGGACAGAGAUGCAGACCGCAUGGAUAUGUCCGAGCUUGCGGGGGCCUUGCCGGUAGUUCAGGAUCGGGCACAUCGUCGCCUGUCAAGGGACGCCCCACAGCUGGAGAGAACCCACAGCCUACGAGAUCACCGACGAUCUACGUCUUACCAGGACGAUCGACGGUCUGCUCAGGUGGCCGUGGCGAGCUCGCGGCGGCGGAAGCCAACCGAAUACUAUUACGAUGAACCAUCCAACGCCGGCGUGGACCUUGAAGACCGCGAACGCGAGGCUGAAGACUACCAGGCAGCUCGCUCUGGCCGAGCAUCAGCUACUGCACUGCCUCUUUCUGCAGAGGCCUUGCUCCCUACUAAAGCGUCUCACCGCAACGGGAGCGAGAGCAGCAGCCAGAAAAGCCGGAGCAGCCAUGGCAGUGGCACAGGCUCGCGGAAGGAAGACGACAAGAACAUGACCCUUACGUUGAACGGAUUUCAAAUUGGAUUUACACAAGAAGCAGUCGCUGGAAAGUCUAUUAACAUUCGGUCUGGGCAGACUGGGGCUGUACGAUUGAACAUCGGCGGCCCGCGGCCUCCCAAGCAGUAUGUGAACGGCACCGGUUCUGAUUAUACGGGUGGCUCCAGCCGCCGGGAGCUUGAAGAUGUGCGGCGUCCUCGGGAGGACAGGCGGUCGGAGCGAUCUAUUCGCCGAAACAGCCAGUCAGCCUACGGAGGUACCCGCUACCAUUGA
Penicillium bovifimosum is the source of this 1944-nucleotide messenger RNA. RefSeq lists its product as uncharacterized. The transcript has a single exon. Lineage: Eukaryota; Fungi; Ascomycota; Eurotiomycetes; Eurotiales; Aspergillaceae. Bases 1 to 1944 code for a protein of 647 amino acids. The record is from RefSeq and is a predicted model, not a curated record.